AUGGUUUCGGGUCUACGUGGUGUGGAAGUUUUCCUCGACGAUAUUCUGGUGCACAGCAAGACUCUCGUGGAUCAUAACCGAAUCAUCCACAUGCUUUUCAACCGUCUGCGUGACUAUGGAUUCCGUCUACGUGUGGAGAAGUGCCGAUUCCACCAGGAUCAAAUCAAGUACCUUGGACAUAUCGUUUCUGCUAAAGGUAUCCAACCCGAUCCAGCCAAGAUUGCAGCCAUUUCGGAAAUGCCCGCACCAACCGACGUUUCCACCUUGCGCUCGUUCUUGGGUGCAGUCAACUUUUACGGCAAAUUCGUCCGCGAGAUGCACCAACUACGCCAUCCGUUAGACAACCUUCUGAAAAAGGACACGAAGUUCGAUUGGAGUAAGGAGCACGCUUUCCAAAACAUCAAAAAAGUGCUACAAUCUGGUCGGUUGCUCACCCACUACAAUCCAGAGCAAGAGAUUAUCGUGGCAGGAGAUGCGUCAAAAACUGGCAUUGGUGCAAACUAUAGCCAAAUCGAAAAAGAAGCGUUGGCAUUGGUUUUUGCUUGCACGAAGUUACAUCGUUUGCUGUGGGGUCGUCGGUUCACGCUUCAAACGGACCAUCAACCAUUGCUGAGAAUUUUCGGAUCCAAAAAGGGCAUUCCUGUACAUACCGCAAAUCGACUCCAUCGAUGGGCCCUGACACUUUUGGGAUACGAUUUCAACAUCGAAUACGUAUCAACUCAAGAUUUCGGUUACGCUGACGUACUUUCCCGGCUUAUCAGCAACCAUCCGAAACCCGACGAAGAAGCAGUCAUUGCUAUGGUUCGAGUCGAAGAUGACGUUAGUUCCUGUUUCCAUGACUCUAUUCAAGAUCUUCCAGUCACCCACGAGAGUCUGAAAAUCGCCACUAAGAAGGAUGCCGUGCUCCAGAAGGUAAUUUCCUACACACAAGGUUCCUGGCCAUCACGGUGCGAAGGUAUCGAAGAUGUAGAAGUUCGAUCUUUCUUCAGCCGUCGAGAUUCCUACUCCGUAAUUGACGACUGUAUCAUGAUGGCGGAUCGAAUUGUAGUUCCCAAAAGCCUGCAGAAAAGGAUUCUCAAGCAAGUUCACCAAGGACAUCCUGGCAUCGAACGGGCAAAAGCUAUCGCUCGUGGAAUCGUUUUUUGGCCGACAAUAGAUGAAGACAUCACCAACUACGUUCGUAGAUGCCCAAGCUGUGUGAAUGCUGCAAAAUCUCCACCACAUGCUCAACCACAACCGUGGCCCCAAGCUGAAGGACCCUGGCAACGACUCCACAUCGAUUUCGCUGGACCUGUGGAUGGAGAAUACUAUUUAAUUGUGGUGGAUUCUUUCUCAAAGUGGCCGGAAAUACUGCAAACUCGUUACCCGACUACUUCCACAACGACUACAUUUCUUCGAGAAUGCUUCGCAAGAUUUGGAAUUCCUACAGUCAUUGUGUCGGACAAUGGAAGCCAGUUCACCAGUGCUGAAUUCCGUGAUUUCUGCGAAGAAUUUGGGAUCGUCCAUUUCCGUACAGCUCCGUAUCAUCCACAAUCAAACGGGCAAGCGGAGAGGUUUGUGGACACCUUGAAGAGAUCGCUGAUGAAAAUUGUCGGCGAAGGAGAGAGGUCAACCCUUACUGCGCUUCAAACGUUCCUGUACGUCUACAGAUCCACUCCAUCAGCGGUUCUGAGUGGACAAUCUCCAACCGAGGUAAUGCUUGGACGCAAGAUGAGGACAACUUUGGACCUGUUACGACCGUCACCCAAACCAAAAUUUCACCCACAACAUCAACCAAUCAAGUUUCAAGAUUACCACUGCUACCAAAUUAGAGGGGGAGAUGCUACCUUGGCUACCAUGACUGUUGAUAGAUAA
Messenger RNA from Toxorhynchites rutilus septentrionalis, 1854 nucleotides. RefSeq lists its product as uncharacterized. Gene Ontology annotation, molecular function: nucleic acid binding. The record is from RefSeq and is a predicted model, not a curated record. The transcript has 2 exons. Lineage: Eukaryota; Metazoa; Arthropoda; Insecta; Diptera; Culicidae. The coding region runs from base 1 to 1854 and encodes 617 amino acids. Gene Ontology annotation, biological process: DNA integration.